Messenger RNA from Cylas formicarius (sweet potato weevil), 3019 nucleotides. Its product is annotated as lysosomal alpha-mannosidase-like. Bases 1 to 3009 code for a protein of 1002 amino acids. The transcript has 16 exons. Gene Ontology annotation, molecular function: carbohydrate binding; alpha-mannosidase activity. Gene Ontology annotation, cellular component: lysosome. Gene Ontology annotation, biological process: mannose metabolic process. Lineage: Eukaryota; Metazoa; Arthropoda; Insecta; Coleoptera; Brentidae. The record is from RefSeq and is a predicted model, not a curated record.
AUGAGUCGCACUAACAUAUCUAUAAUAUUAUUUUUGAUUGCUUUAUUAAAACUUGUGAUUUGUGUUCCUAUUGAAUCGAAAGUCCGUGAAAGUCAAUGCGGAUAUGAGUCCUGCAACCCCAGCAAGGACGGAUAUAUAAACAUCCACUUAGUACCACAUAGCCACGAUGACGUGGGUUGGUUGAAAACUGUGGACCAGUACUACUACGGAGCGAGAAAUGAAAUUUAUAAAGCUGGGGUACAAUUUAUUUACGACACAGUGUUGGAUUCGCUGCUAAGAAAAAAGAACCGCAGAUUCAUUGCCGUUGAAACUGCAUUUUUUUGGAAAUGGUGGACGGAACAAGAAGAAGACGUACGAGAAGAUGUGAGAAAUUUAGUAAAUACCGGUCAACUAGAAUUUAUCAGUGGAGGAUGGUCAAUGAACGACGAAGGCGUGACGAAUUAUCAGUCGAUAAUCGAUCAAAUGACUUGGGGUUUGCGAAUACUCAACGACACCUUUGGUGAAUGCGGUGUGCCCAAAACUGGGUGGCAAAUUGACCCGUUCGGGCAUAGCAACGAAAUGGCAUCCAUAUUCGCGCGACUAGGCUUCGAUGGUGUCUUCCUAGGUAGGAUUGACUUUCAAGACAAAUUUCAAAGGCUCGAAGAUAAAUCUAUGGAAAUGGUGUGGCGCGGUAGCGAAAGCUUGGGUGGCGUUAGCGAUAUCUACACGGGGGUGCUGUACGAUCACUACGGUUCCCCACCAGGACUGUGCUUUGAUGUCCUGUGCGAAGACGACGCAAUUAUAGAUGAUCUCGACAGUCCAAACUAUAACGUCGAACAGAAGGCUAUAACUUUUCUAAUUGACUAUGUUAACAUGGCAGUCCCUAGUUAUGCCACUACUAACCUGCUGGUACCCAUGGGAAAUGAUUUCAACUACCAAAACGCAGAGAUGUGGUACAAAAACAUGGAUCGAUUGAUGAAAUACAUCAACAGUCGAACCUUUAAUGAUACAAAAUACAAUGUCAUAUACUCCACGCCAUCGUGUUAUAUCAACACGGUGUACAAAGAUACUGGCGGGAUACUUAAUUCUCCAUUGAAAACCGACGACUUUUUUCCUUACGGAACCGACGAGUAUUCAUACUGGACGGGAUACUUCACUUCUAGGCCCACCUUGAAAAGAUUCGAACGAAUAGGAAAUAAUUUCUUGCAGGUGUGUAAACAACUAUCCGCCACAACAAACGCAUUUUUCGAUAUCACCGAGAAUUUGAACAACUUAAGGGAGGCAAUGGGUAUGAUGCAACACCACGACGCUGUCACUGGAACCGAGAAAGAGGCUGUCGCGUUUGAUUAUUCCAAAAUUUUGCAUAGUGCCAUUGCAGACUGCGAAGAAGUGACCCGUCAGGCAUUAUCUGAGCUAACCCAAGAAGGUACUGACUCCUUCCACACUUGCUUACUGACGAACGUCAGCCAAUGUGUCCACUCAGAAAACAUGGAUAGGUUGGUGGUAACAGUAUACAAUCCGUUGAGCAAGCUAGUUACGAAAUACGUAAGAUUUCCGGUAGCCGACGGUUUGUUUGUAGUUAAAGAUCCAUCUGGAAUCGAAAUAACCCCUCAACUCAUCCCAAUCGCAAAACACGUUAGAAAUAUUCCCGGUAGAGAUAGUAUAGCGCUGCAGGAACUGGUUUUCGCUGCAAGCGAUAUUCCGCCGCUAGGAUUUAAAUCUUUUUUCAUAGAAAAAUUUGAGGGUGGUGAUAAAGUUUUACCUGCACAAGUCAGCGCUUGUUACUCUAAUUCAAAGCAUGUCGGAGUUGAAAUAGACAUUGAGACGGGUCUCAUCAGUGGUAUAUCCGCAAACGGUAUCACGUUGGAGUUGAAUCAGACGUUUUUUUAUUACAACGGUGCCAACGGGUUUCACGGAAAUAGUUGGAGGCCGUCCGGAGCUUACGUAUUUAGACCGGCGUAUGAAAAUUCCACAUCCAACAUCACCGACCGUGUCAAUUAUACGGUCUACACCGGACCAGUGGUUAUGGAAAUACAACAAGAAUUCAACGACUGGAUCGGCCAGACGAUUAGAAUUUACGAAAACGAGAACUUCGUUGAGUUUGAUUGGGUCGUCGGACCAAUCUCGCUUGAAUUUGAAGGCGGCAAAGAAGUGGUAACCAAAUUUUCAACCAAUUUAGUCACGUCGUCGACAUUUUACACCGAUUCGAACGGACGCGAAUUGAUGAAACGAAUCAAAGACUUCAGACCUACAUGGAAUCUCGCCACGAAUGAAACCAUAUCUUCCAAUUAUUUCCCAGUGACAUCCCACAUUGUUGUGAGGGACGUUGAAAAAAAUAUUGAGAUGGGCAUUUUAACAGACAGAGCUCAAGGAGGGACGAGUUUAAGAGAUGGUGAACUGGAAUUAAUGGUUCACAGAAAUGCAAUAACAGACGACGGUUUUGGUGUGGACGAAGCAUUGAUUGAAUUAGCAUUCGGAGAAGGUUUAGUGGCGAGAGGAUCGCAUUACAUUGUCGUAGCUCCUAUCACUGGUGCGAACGAUAACGUGCACACUGCGGCUACCUUAGAAAGAGAAUUGGCGGAACAAAAACUUUUGGACUCGUGGGUAUUUCUAACGCGGCCCGAGGAACUAACAUUUGAGGAAUACCAGCGGCAACAUUCUAUGCAGUUUCAAGGAUUAACGACAACUUUGCCUAGAAACGUGCACAUUUUGACGCUGGAACCAUGGAGAGACGACAGUUUUCUAUUAAGACUGGAACACAUUUUUGCCAAAGAAGAACAUCCUAUUCUUUCCCAACCAGCAGUGAUAGAUAUAAAGGAUCUAUUUUCCACUUUCACCAUUACAUCUAUCAGGGAAACGACCUUAGGGGCAAACCAGUGGUUAGAGGACAAUCAAAGACUAAAAUUUCAAUCAUUUUUAAAUCCAAAUGACGGGGAAUCACUAAAUAUUGACGUAUCCGAUUUCAUUAUAACUCUUAACCCAAUGGAAAUACGCACUUUCGUUGUGAAUAUUAUAAAUCGGCAUUUUUAAAUAAACCGGU